Messenger RNA from Paralichthys olivaceus (Japanese flounder), 1390 nucleotides. Its product is annotated as dickkopf-related protein 3-like. Gene Ontology annotation, cellular component: extracellular region. NCBI's taxonomy places the organism in Eukaryota, Metazoa, Chordata, Actinopteri, Pleuronectiformes, Paralichthyidae. Gene Ontology annotation, biological process: multicellular organism development; negative regulation of canonical Wnt signaling pathway. The record is from RefSeq and is a predicted model, not a curated record. Gene Ontology annotation, molecular function: receptor antagonist activity; co-receptor binding.
UUGGGGGCCUGGGCCCACAGUGGCUUUACCUGUCAGUCACAGAGCAGCGAACCAUGUCAUGCAUUUGCCAGCUUUUGUCCUCCUCAUUUGUUUGUCUGGCGUAGAUAACCACACGGAGGUGGCGCUCGUCUCGGCUCUAUUGUGUGGAAGCUGUUGUCAGGCCAUCACGUCCGUCCAUCCCCUCCCAGCCCCAUCUCCCCUCGCUCCCUUUCUCCCUGCUCCACGACUGGUCAUUUCACCACUGUCCUCUGGCUGCGGGGGGGUAACCUGGGCAAUUUAGUUAAUCCAUUAACAACUAAUUGUCUCCUCCUCCUGCCCUGGUGCUUGGAUAAACAGCCUGGUGGGGGGGCUGUGGGUGACCAAUAAAAGUCGAGCUGGAGCAGGAGGCAGCACAACCGCUGCAUGGAUCCCCUCAUUUCACUCCCUACACAUUGACUCGAGGUUUUAAGUUUUGGAUUUCCUUUCACUGUUGAGUCACAGACAAGUGACUUGUUUUUCCUUUUUUCUUUAAAAUCACUCUGUCUUGACUUUUUGGGUUUCACUUCGUCUUGCUUCGCACAUUUUUUGUGGUUGUUGGACAUGUCGGGGAAUCUGUGGAUGCUCGCUAUGUGUCUGUGCGUCUCCUGGGCCGAGGCUCGGAUUUGGGCCUGGAUGCUCAACAUGCCUCACACCCCCCCCAAAGAAGGAGCACUUAGAGAAGGCGCUCAUGUCUCCAAACCAACCAUGGCUAUGUGCGACCAUGACAGGACUUGUGGGCGGGGUUUUUCCUGUGAUCGCCACUUUGGUCUGUGUGUCCCUCUACGAGGAGAGGGCCACUACUGUCGGAGGGACGCUCAGUGUGUCCGUGGCCUCAGCUGCAUGUUCGGGAAGUGUCACCGCAGCGUUCCCAACGGACAAGAAGGAGCCAGAUGUAAAGUCGACAGGGAUUGUGGGGCGUCCAUGUGUUGCGCCCGACACCACGGUGAGCAGGUGUGUAAGAGGCGUCUGAUCCGUGGGGAGAGCUGCUUCGUGCCGGACGGAGGCCUGGCGUUCAGCAUCAACCAGAUCUGUCCCUGUGAUGAGGGGCUGCUGUGUCGUGACAACAGUGCACCACACAGGAGAGAGAGAGAUUUUAUUUACCAGCCAGAAAGAACAAGUUGGACCUGUCAAGUGCCCAAACUCUGACACCAGCCUCAUCACUCAAGUUAUUUAUUAUGAACAUAUGUUGUAUAUUAUUGUACAUAAAGAAAUGUAUAUGUUUUCAAAUAUGUUUUUGAGAGCAAGACUGUUUUUUUUCUGUAUUAUUUCAUAUUGCAAAUUCUGACAAAAGCACUACUGUAGCAGGGCUCAACAAAUCCAUAGUGACCUCCUGAUGCAUCUAGUGAUCUUUGUGUUUAUCUGUUAAUGUCUA